UAACCUUAGCUUAGUAUGAAGGCAUCAUACCAUGGCGCGGUUUGUUCUUAAGAACGUCAAUUAACUGUUGAUAUUUGUACACCCACGAAGUAGGCUAGGCUAACGUCAGUUCCGGUUUUUGACCAUUAACGUUACAUUCACUUGCAUAUCCUCCCGCCGAGUUCGUUGGAACCCACCCCCCGCCCCCAUGUACUUACCAUGGUUACGCCCUUGAUUCAAAUAAUUCCACACAAGAGACAUCAUCUUACUACUACUACUACUACUGUACUCCAUCAUUUUAAACAAGAAGAAUUUAAUGCAAACUUUAAGGCAACACUGUCCUGCCAUUCCUAAUAAAAUCCCUAUUAUUCUUAUUACUCGCAAACAUGUGUAAAUACAGUGCAGUAUUGACGCAGUACACAGUUACUUCACCGAGUCGCUCUAAACUUAAGUUCAUCCAUUUUAGUUGGCGUCAGACGUCAACUACGACGUCAGACAAAUGACGUCAGACAACGUCAGCAACAGAACAGAAUAUUCUCUCCACAAGACCUGAUCUAUUUAAACAUAAACACAAAUACAAAUACACUUGUGUUACGCUCGUAGUGGCUGUUUUUCACCUGUGAAGAAAGUACACCUGAAAGAUAUGCGCCAACAGAAGAAAUCAGAUUUAAACAUCACCCAGCACAGUGAAUGCAGGAAGGCAGUGGGGAGGAGAUGCAAAAAUGUACCCCACUCAAACUUGAGUGACCUGAACGUGCUGGACGAGAGCUCCAGCAGCUUCUUUGUGUCACCGAACCAACCCCAAGCAGAACUCUUACCAAAGACUCACUAUUACCUGAGAAUCAAUCGAAGACUUGCCAACAGGGGUGAUCAGACAAAAUCUGAGUCCUUGUCCCAGCAACAGCCUGCAGACCCCAGAGCUCAGCGUCAAGGGUUUAAGGAGACAGACCAGCCCAAGUCAAAAAGUACUGGCCAAAAGAGGUCCAUUAGCCAGACAAAUGCAGACACUCCUCAGCGGAAGAGACAAAGAACACAGGAAAAUAAAAGGAAAGCAGGACCCUCCAGUUCAUCUAACAAACCUCCUCACUGUGCUUGCAAUGAACAUUUGAAGGUGUAUGAGUUGGGACAGCUGCUGGGCACAGGAUCAUUUGGCAGUGUGUUUGCUGGGAUACGCAAAAAAGAUGGAUUGCCAGUCGCAAUCAAGUACGUCUCCAAACAGAAAGUAGAUGAAAAACUCGAGAUUAACGGACAAGGCUGGCUGCCCAUAGAGAUUGCUUUGAUGAUCAUGGUAAACACAGAACCAUCCUGCUCAAACAUCCUACAGAUGCUGGAGUGGUAUGAUGACCCAGACUACUACAUCAUGAUCCUGGAACGGCCCAAGCCAUGCGAGGACCUGGCUAACUUUUGCCAAAAGCAUGACGGGCCCUUGACUGAGAGUACGGCACGUAUUGUAAUGUUUCAGCUGAUGAAGGCACUGAAGCAUUGUAAGAGCCGUGGAGUACUUCAUUGUGAUGUCAAGCCAGAAAACAUUCUGAUUCAGACAGACACACUGAAAGUCAAGCUGUUUGACUUUGGUUGUGGAGACGUCAUCAAAGAGUCUUACACGGACUUUGCAGGCACAAUUGAAUAUACCCCUCCUGAGUGGUUCAUACAGAAGCGGUUUCUGGCAGACCCAACUACCGUCUGGUCUGUGGGCGUGACGCUGUACAGACUAGUGUGUGGCUCUCUGCCUUUCAAGAACAGGAAGGCAAUAAAAGAGGGCCAUCUGCGCUUCACCAAAAAUCUGUCUCAAGAAUGCAGCCAUCUGAUCCGUUGGUGUUUGCGUAAUAAAGCAGCAGCCCGCCCCAGCCUGGAGCAGCUAGAGCUUCACCACUGGUUUCACUUUCCAGGCAGUUCAAACUACUGGACACGAGACGGGGACGGCUGCACUGAAAUACAUCUGAAACCUUCAAAUACAUCUGACCCUUGAUAUUGUUUUAAAAUCCAAUCAUUUUCUAUUGUAUUUCAUAUUGUAUUAAAAUCAUCAGUUUCUUUUGCAAAAACAUUAUUCAUAUCAUGGUUAUUCAUUAAAGCAAUAAACCACAAGAGAUUACAGAA
Messenger RNA from Ictalurus punctatus (channel catfish), 2076 nucleotides. RefSeq names its product serine/threonine-protein kinase pim-1. Gene Ontology annotation, molecular function: protein serine/threonine kinase activity; ATP binding. Gene Ontology annotation, cellular component: cytoplasm. The transcript is spliced from 8 exons. The record is from RefSeq and is a predicted model, not a curated record. Gene Ontology annotation, biological process: regulation of mitotic cell cycle; negative regulation of apoptotic process; protein autophosphorylation. NCBI's taxonomy places the organism in Eukaryota, Metazoa, Chordata, Actinopteri, Siluriformes, Ictaluridae. The coding region runs from base 623 to 1948 and encodes 441 amino acids.